Rhodofomes roseus is the source of this 2252-nucleotide messenger RNA. Its product is annotated as Six-hairpin glycosidase-like protein. The coding region runs from base 389 to 1903 and encodes 504 amino acids. The transcript is spliced from 19 exons. Gene Ontology annotation, biological process: carbohydrate metabolic process. The record is from RefSeq and is a predicted model, not a curated record. Lineage: Eukaryota; Fungi; Basidiomycota; Agaricomycetes; Polyporales; Fomitopsidaceae.
GUCGCGUACCCUACGACUCCGAGCGCGAGGAGCGCGCUUGCCGACUGGGUGUUGCUUCACGGCAUCCUCAGUCGAACUGUCAAAGUGCACAUCAGACGGUCAGCUGGGUAGACCCGUGUCUAUUGUGCACCUGCACGAUCACGAAACUCGCAUUCGGAACCAGGGGUCGAUGUUCUCGUGGACAAACUCAUCAUGGUAAUAUGUCCACUGCCAACACGGCCCGGGUCGUGCACAUCGAAGCUCACGCUCGCAGCGGCUUCUAGGCAUCUUAAAGGACCGUCUCGCUGCGCACGCACCCGAUAGCCUCUUCUCCCCGCUCGAGGACUCGAUAGAAGGCCUUGGCUUUGCGGGUAUUGCGAGUCUAAGGACGGCUUGGCGUGCUCUCAGCAUGAAGUUCGGUCUGUCUUCCCCAGCAGUGACUGCGGUCACUCUGGGUGCUGCUUUGAGUGCAGCGCAAUGUCCGGAUUACACGACUUACUCGCAGAGCCCUCAGGGUAAUCCUUCCACGGGACCCCUGGCAUUACCGUACAUGAGACCGGAUCCAGCAUGUCGCACUUUCAAUAGCACGGCAGUAGAGGAUGUCAUUGCGAACAUGACUUCACGUCUCAAGGACCCUGAUAUUGCACGUUUGUUCGAGAACACGUUCCCCAACACAUUGGAUACUACCAUCAAGUAUUUCAACGAGACGGAGAACCUAGCCUUUGUGAUCACUGGCGACAUCACGGCCCAAUGGCUCCGCGACACGGGGAAUCAGCUUGCCCAAUAUCACUACCUGUACACCCAGGAUUCCGAGCUAGCAACGCUUGUCAAGGCUAUAAUCAACAAUGAGGCUCGUUAUGUCUCGCAGUAUCCUUACUGCAGCGCAUUCCAACCUCCACCUGAGAGUGGUCUGAGCACGACUGUCAAUGAUUGGGCUAUUGAUGUGCUGGUGAAUCCUCCGGUAGAUAACCAGACCGUCUACGAGUGCAAGUACGAGCUCGACUCGCUAUGCUCUUUCAUGAAGCUGUCACGCUCGUACUACCAAGCGACGAACGAUUCGUCCUUCAUGAAUGAUAACUGGCUGGACGCGAUCUCACAGAUCAUGCGUGUCAUCUGGGAACAAUCACAGCCUACUUUCGACGAGAACUGGAACCUUGUCUCAUACUACAAUUGGACGGGCGAGGCGGGUUCCCUCCCGGGAGCGGUCAACAACGGCGGGAAUGGCGAGCCGAAGGCAUACACGGGCUUAAUCGGCACGCACCACCGACCUUCCGAUGACCUGUGUACCUUUGCCUUCCUCACACCUGCGAAUGCGAUGCUCACAGUGGAACUUGGCUACCUCGCGGACAUCCUUGACUCUGCCGGCCUAGCGAGCGAUGUCAGCCAGGCCGCCAGGGAGUACGUCACUAACAUUACCGAAGCCAUCUGGGAGCACACCCUUGUAAAUAACGUAUUCGCUUACGAGACAAAUGGUUUCGGGGGACGGUAUGUCAUGGACGACGCCAAUGUGCCGUCUUUGAUGUCCCUGCCGUACCUUGGUUUCCUAAACAAGUCCCAUCCGGCGUAUGUUGCAACCAGCCAGGUCCUCAUGUCUCGGGUGAACCCAUACUAUGUCGUCGGCAAGAACUUCAGCGGUAUUGGCGGACCUCAUGAGGAUGCCUGGAAUCCCUGGCCCAUGUCUCUCAUCUCGGCCAUAUAUGGCACCGAUGACGAUGACGAAAUCUUGGAUUAUCUGUAUCUCAUCGCGAAUAACACCGACGGCCUUGGUCUGAUCCACGAGUCCAUUGAUAUUUAUGAUGGCUCCUACACCCGUCCGUGGUUUGCGUGGGCGAACAGCUACUUCUCAGAGAUGCUACUCGAUCUCGCAAGCCGCAAGCCGUACUUGAUAUUCAACGACAACGAAACCUACGUCCCGGGCCAGUAACAUUAGGCUAUGCAAGACUGCGUGUUCUGCAUACGGUGAUAGGAGGAUUUCAUGUUCUCACGGGCAACGUUCAAGGCGACCAGGGUAGCUGUUGUAUCAUACGAGUUGACAAGGACCCAUUGCUGUAGUCAACGGGCUGUCCACUUCUCAGGUGCCGUGGUUUCCUGUGUCUAUGACAGCUCGCUUCUGGGCACUGUCGAUCGCGCAGCCGUGUCCGCAGCAACACAAACAUUCUCACUUGAGUACUAAUAGUACUGCGCCCGAAGCCCAUCUCCCAUGGCUGUCAGUGUGCCAGUGAGUAUGCAGGACAAGGAUGGUGAUCUGUUCGCCGGCGGAGUGCCAGUAAGCG